AAGUGCAAAUUAGAGCAGACAGAACUUGCCUGCAAACCAAAAAUGCUAUCCGCAGUUAUCAUUUUUAUUUCUUGUGCUUUGGCUGCGGCAAAUCCGGGCUUGAAUAAAAGAUCGUGGAACUAUAUGCCAGUAUCGACUAAAUUAACGUGCAGGAAUGAAUCGAUUGCCAAUGGCGAAGUUCGCAUCGGUCUUUUAAGUCGUGGAAAUUACGCGUUUUCCGGUUUUUUUGACAUAAACAUUGACGUUCCCAAGGAAACGGAGACGGAGGUCAAUAUCUAUCGGAGCACCGAUGGCGGUACCACCUAUAAGAUCGAACCAUAUUCCGUACCGCGUCAGGGAUUCUACGAGGUGAUGAACUCCUACUACAAGGACAUCAUCAUGUCGUCAGCUGCCAAAUGCUCAAAUUUUCCCCAGUUUAAUGACACUUUGGAGCAUUUGGCUGCCCAGAAAUAUCAUUUCGAAAAAUGCGAACUGACCACCGAUGCACUACCCAACUAUCUUCCCGAUAGCCUGUACAAGAUCAAUGUCCAAACCUUUGGACUGGUGGAACUUGUUCUUGAGGUAGUCGUCGAAAUUACCCAAAAGGAUUUGUAUUAGAAAAAUAAAUAUAAAAUACUAAUACCAUUAAAAAACAAAUAAUCAUUUGCAGCAUA
Molecule: messenger RNA, 653 nt
Organism: Drosophila ficusphila
Lineage: Eukaryota; Metazoa; Arthropoda; Insecta; Diptera; Drosophilidae
Exons: 2
Coding region: 43-597 (184 amino acids)
Source: RefSeq, a predicted model, not a curated record